AUGAACGAGUUGCUACCACACGGUAGAAACGACGACGAUAAUGGCAAAGCACCAUUAGCAGUCAAUUAUCCCAUAAAUAUAUUGAAAAGCUUGGAGUCUUUACAGCCAAAUAUUUUUGAUGAAAAAUCAAAUGUAGAAACUGGAAAAGAAAAGCCGUCCGAGAAAGAAACAGUUUCUCGAAUAAGACCACAAAAUUGGAAAUGGAAACUUAAUCAAUUUCGAUUGAAAUUGAGUAAGAAGACAGAAUUUCAACUUUGUUUUCGAGCUAUUUCGAGACGAGUUUUGAAGACUGAGUUAAGAAUAAAAUUGUUAGGUUUAUUUUUCGGUUCUGGAAUGAAGAGAUAUAAUAUUGAUGAGGAUUACCCCAUUGGGAACGGCAUCAAUAUGAAUGAAGAAAGAAUGGAACGAUGGAUUGAUUGA
This is a messenger RNA of Clunio marinus, 420 nucleotides long. NCBI's taxonomy places the organism in Eukaryota, Metazoa, Arthropoda, Insecta, Diptera, Chironomidae. The record is from the annotation of a GenBank genome assembly.